GUCCACCAGUUUAUCAAGCAGCAAUGGAACAGGAGAUACAAUGCUGCACUGACAGAAUGACGCCGGUGUUGCAGAUCAUCCUGAUGACGGUGGCCGCGGCCAGCGGCCUCACCAUCAUGCCGAUGGGCAUCAUGUCCGCAGGCUUCAGGAACGGCAUCUACUCGAUGAACACGGGGAUGCCGAUGUCUUUCCUGCGCAAGAAGCGGUCUGCCGUUGAAGAAGACAAGGGCAAGUCAGUGGCCAUCCAUGUCCGCAACUUCGGCCGCUUCGUGGCCCCAAGCUACGCCUUAUCCGGCCUGGGUUACUCCAGCAUCGCAUCUCCCUUCAUCUUCCGCAAGAAGAGGGACACUGCCGACCAGAAGGCUGACAGCUCCCUGAUCAUGUACAAUAUGCCCUACACCACUCUCGGAUACUCCACCCUUGGGUACACUGGCAUCGCAUCUCCCUUCAUCUUCCGCAAGAAGAGGGACACCGCCGACCAGAAGGCUGACAGUUCCCUGCUCAUGUACAACAUGCCCUACACCACUCUCGGAUACUCCACCCUUGGGUACACUGGCAUCGCAUCUCCCUUCAUCUUCCGCAAGAAGAGGGACACUGCCGACCAGAAGGCUGACAGCUCCCUGCUCAUGUACAACAUGCCUUACACCACUCUCGGAUACUCCACCCUUGGGUACUCCAGCAUCGCAUCUCCCUUCAUCUUCCGCAAGAAGAGGGACACCGCCGACCAGAAGGCUGAUAGCUCCCUGAUCAUGUACAACAUGCCCUACACCACUCUUGGAUACUCUGGCCUGGGUUACGCAAACAUUGCGUCUCCCUUCAUCUUCCGCAAGUAAAGGAGCACUACUGACCAGAAGGCUGACAGCUCCCUGCUCACCAACUCCAUGCCAAGAAGCUAUGGUUAUGGUAUGAGCCAUUGGGGAAACACUAAAUGCAACAUGAUAACAUUGUGGAAGUAGAAAAUGGCAGGUGGCAUUAGCUAUCAGCUGACAACAUGCAACAUGAAAUUGACAGUGGUUGUGAGGGAAAUGGUGUGAAGGGGGAAAAGUGCAUUGACAAAUAUAAAUACAAAUAAACUGUGUCUAAGCAGCAACUGAUUUAACAACCUCCCCAAUCAUCACAGAGUGUUUCAUCUGGAGCAGCAGCAUGCACAUAAAUGUUUUUGUGCAUCAACACAGAAACAAGCAGUGCAACUUCAACUGUGGAUCAGAAUAACAUCAGGGACAGAAUACCAGCAAUGGAUACAACCACAUCCAGCAACUUCUUUUUUGACUAAUAAGAAUGUUCUAAUAUAUGCUAAAGCUCAACAUGGCCAUGUGACUCUCAAUACAUAUCAACAAUUUGAAGGUAAGAGCAUGAAUCUACCUGUUUUGUGAUUAUUUACGAUAUGUCCUACCUUAAACAUGACAAAUGGUGUACAAUGAUUUUUUCUAAUGUUAGGUAGGAAAGUACACCCUGACCCAUAUGCUUAAAAAACAUCAAAAGUAUCAUUCACUUCAUUUCAUACAAUCAAAACACUAUCCUUGUUUUGCAUCUACUUCACAUGGGAUUAAGCCAGUUACCCUUGAUGUUGCAACUGGCACUUCAAAACCAGGAAAAAAGGGAUAAAACAUGCAUGACAAUUUAUGGAUGGUCCUUUUAUCAUUGUUACAACCACAUUGUAUAAAAAUCUUGCAUUUAAAUGUAGCCACUUGGAAAAUAUCCAAAUUAUGCACACUGGGUCCAUUGAGAAGAGUGCAAGUAACUACAAAAUGACAUCCAAAUCUUGAGAGAUAUGUUGUGGUGAAGUAGGAAUGAAGGAAUGCAGGACAGCACCUAUCUCAAUUCGGUGCCUCGAAUGCCCUCGCAAUGUAGGUCCAAGAAACCAGAAAAACAGGCAUGCUGCCUGAUCCGAAAGAACAAAAUGCAUUUUUAGCAUUUAGCAUUCAUGAUGCAUUUACAUCAUGGUCUCAAUACACCAAA
This is a messenger RNA of Pollicipes pollicipes, 1959 nucleotides long. RefSeq lists its product as uncharacterized. The record is from RefSeq and is a predicted model, not a curated record. The transcript has 2 exons. NCBI's taxonomy places the organism in Eukaryota, Metazoa, Arthropoda, Thecostraca, Pollicipedomorpha, Pollicipedidae. The coding region runs from base 24 to 833 and encodes 269 amino acids.